AAUUGGAGAGGUCCCUCCCUCCCCAAGCACAGUCAGAACCACCUGCCAGCUCUAGGUUCACCUCCCAACCUCUCUCUCUCUCUCUCUCUCUCGUUCAAUCUCUUAGACAGUUCAUAAAAAUUGUCAUAGGCAGUAUUGUUCCGACCAAGGUUUCUACAUAUAUAUUAGAGAGUUCUGGGUUUGGCUUUCAAUAAAACACUUUUGCCACACAUCAGAUAUAUAGCUUUUGUUAUUACUCUUGCAGGGAUUUUCUCGUAUUAUAUUAUCUCUCCACUUCUGUAAUCUUUCCUUUCAACCCAGAGCAAUGGAUAUUGCUUCUACAAAUUUUGAAAAUGUUGGACCUUUCACUCGUGCGUGGGAAUGGCUCAAGGCCUUGCCUGUAAAGUUAUGGGCUAUGGCAGUCGAGUUUGCAGAUAAGAUGAAGAAACUUGGACAAGAUGAUCCACGAAGAAUAGUCCAUUCGCUCAAAGUAGGAGUGGCUAUCACGUUGGUUUCCUUGUUCUAUUAUGUCCGACCGCUCUUCGACCAUUUUGGUGAAAAUGGAAUAUGGGCGGUUUUAACCGUCGUUCUAGUCUUCGAGUUUUCAGUUGGAGCAACAUUGGGAAAAGGCCUAAACAGGAUGCUGGCAACGUUGUCCAGUGGUGCGCUAGCUGUCGGAGUUGAUCUGGUGGCAACUCUCUUCGAUGGGACGGGACAACCCGUAGUACUUGGAAUCCUAGUCUUUAUAAUAGCUGCAACGGUAACAUUUAUGAGAUUCUUCCCUGCACUGAAGGCAAGAUACGAUUAUGGACUGAUGAUAUUCAUAUUGACUUUCUGCUUGGUAUCUGUAUCGAGUUACCAAGAUGAUGAGGUUCUAGAUAUGGCCUGCCAGAGGCUAUACAAAAUCAUCAUUGGUAGCUUUAUUGCUAUCAUUGUAUGCGUCUGUGUAUGCCCUGUCUGGAUUGGAGAGAAUCUGCAGAACCAAAUAGCUAACAAUUUGGAAAAGCUUGGGAAUUUCUUAGAAGGAUUUGGUAGGGAAUACUUCAGAUUGUCAGAGGAAGGGCAUUCCACGGAUGAUGAUAAAUCAUUUCUUCACGGGUAUAAAAGCGUUCUGACUUCUAAAGACAAGGAAGAAACUAUGGCCAAUUUAGCGAGAUGGGAAUUUUGGCACUAUCGCUUUGGGUUCCGUCAUCCUUGGAAUCGUUACCUUAAUGUUGGAACCUUGACUCGGCAGUGUGCCUACAAAAUUGAAGACCUCAACAGCUAUAUCAAGUACUUUGAGAUCCAAGCUACACCCACCGAGUUCCGAAGAGAAAUUCAUGAGCCAUGCAUAAAGAUUUGUUCAGAAUCUGGCAAAGCACUAAAAGAAUUAGCAUCAGCGAUCAAAAAAAUGAGACGGUCAACAUCAGUUAAUUUCCAUAUUGCAAACUCAAAAAUUGCAGCCGAGAAUCUCAAGUCCCUGCUCAACAUGACUUCCCUUUGGGAAAAUGCCAAUCUCCGAGAGAUUAUACCAACUGCUGCAGUCGGAUUAAUUCUAAUCGACAUUGUGCCAUGCACUGAGAAAAUCGUGGAGGCUUUUCAGGAAUUAGCCUCCCGUGCACGCUUCGAGAGGAUGGACGACAGUGUUUCUCCGAGCAACGACGUAUAAUUUGCUUCAUAUAUAGCGAAAUUUCCUAUGUUGGAGUGAGUGCAUCCGUUUUUCGCUUGUUAAACCCCGGUCGAGUACGAUCGAUAAUAAAUAAGAAGGCUUAACGUCGACGCAUGAUCGAGAGUAAGGCAGCAGUCUGAGAUGUAUCAAGGGAGGGGACAGUAGUUGUACGUGCUAGGUUGGGAGCAGGGCAUCAACUGUUGUAAGCCA
Molecule: messenger RNA, 1837 nt
Organism: Juglans microcarpa x Juglans regia
Lineage: Eukaryota; Viridiplantae; Streptophyta; Magnoliopsida; Fagales; Juglandaceae
Product: aluminum-activated malate transporter 8-like
Exons: 6
Coding region: 305-1627 (440 amino acids)
Biological process (GO): malate transport
Cellular component (GO): plant-type vacuole membrane
Source: RefSeq, a predicted model, not a curated record